Messenger RNA from Pyrenophora tritici-repentis Pt-1C-BFP, 438 nucleotides. RefSeq lists its product as uncharacterized. The record is from RefSeq and is a predicted model, not a curated record. NCBI's taxonomy places the organism in Eukaryota, Fungi, Ascomycota, Dothideomycetes, Pleosporales, Pleosporaceae.
AUGGCCGAAGCACUAAUUACUACUGCAACCCGCAUGUACCCCAUCUUCGUCAUCCGGAGAGCGGCGGGUCUUUGCUCAGGCCAUGCAAAAUACGCGUCGCAGACUGGCACUCGGCUGAAUCGCAUGGCUGACUGCCCCAUUGUUUCUCACAAUGUUCAAGGCUUCGAGGCCAGUCGUGGCCGCAUGAGUCGUGCGCAAUUGGUUGUGACCUGCACCGCCGCGAGGCUUGCUGCCUUCCCCGCAUUCUCAACACCUGGCGGUCGAGCCUCGCAUGCAGCUAAGAAAGCCUGGACACCUAAUCCGUACCACGGUUGCCGGCUUUGCGCGCGCCUACGCCUGGCCGUUGAACCUCUGCUUACGGCGAGCACAGUAGACGCGGCGCGCAUCAUGGCCGGCGCUGCAGUGGCUGAGAGGCAAAAUUGUUUUUACGACCCCUAG